CGACGACGAAGAGCACCAUGGACGCCGCACCCCAGCCCCCCUCUUCGCUGCGCGUAGCGGCCGUCGUGUCCUUCUACAUGGGAGCUGCCCUGGUUAUGGUCUUUGUUAACAAGGCAGUCCUUAACUCCUCGCCGGAUCUCCCUCUCCUCUUCCUCUUCAUCCAACUCAUCAUCGCCGUCAUUCUCCUUCAUGUCUCUGCAUUCUUCUCCCCGAGAAUCGAGAUUCCGAGACUCGACCUGCACUCGGCUAAGAAGUUGGCCCCUGUCGUCAUCGUCAAUAUCGUCGGUCUCGUCUUCAACACACUCUGUCUCCGUGACGUCGAGGCUUCAUUCUUUCAGAUUGCACGCGGACUCGUUCUCCCGCUCACCAUCGCUGUCUCCACCACCGUCACCCACGUACAACCGUCCAGUCGCACCGUUGCAGCUGCUGCUCUUGUCACUGUCGGUUUCUUCGUCGGCGUCGCGCCACAGAGUGGUCUUCCCACUUCGGCCGUCCCAUCAACGCUCUCUUUGUUCUAUGGCGUGCUAUCCUCACUCUUCAUAGCUAUCCAUGCUGUUCUCAUCAAGGCAUCGCUUCCCUACUGCAAUCACUCCACCAUUCAGCUCGCAUACUGGACCAAUCUGGGCUCGGCUGCCCUCCUGGCCCCAUUCAUGCUCUUCAAUGGAGAAAUCAUGAAUGUUAUGCAGCUCGCGAGCACGCCAGAAUGGAAUGGCACCGUGUUCAUGUGGGGCUCCCUGGUCACUGGCGUAUUCGGUUUCCUGCUCUGUGUCGCCGGUCUGCUCAGUAUCAAAAUCACGAGUCCUGUCACGCAUAUGUUCUCCUCCGCCGCUCGCUCAGUUAUCCAGACUCUGCUUGGCGUGGUACUCUUUUCUGAUGUGCUCACGUUUAAUCGGGUCGCAUCUAUAUUUACUAUCCUCGGCGGAACGAUGUACUACACUUGGGUAAAAUCCGUAGAGAGUGCGCCUAUAGCGCCUCCGCCAUCGCCGCGGGACGUUGACCUCGAGGCGAUGCGGACGAGUGAGAGGAAUGAUGAGGAAGGUCGAUGGACGGAGGAGAAAAAGGACGAGGGGCAGUAAUCUUGAUUUCUGUAAACAAUUCACGGACUCUGGGACUCUGACAUUACGACUACUCACCUUUUAUCUUGAUUUGUUGACGAUGGACCUUCACGUAGUACUUACAUGCUUCCAGCUCGCUUUCUUGCUAUCGUUUCGUUUCUUGUAUAUACGUAGACGCUUUGACACAUUCAUCGCUCCCGAACAGCACCGACUAGCAAUUCACGGCCUUCACACACC
This is a messenger RNA of Stereum hirsutum FP-91666 SS1, 1292 nucleotides long. RefSeq lists its product as uncharacterized. The transcript is spliced from 7 exons. Gene Ontology annotation, cellular component: Golgi apparatus. Lineage: Eukaryota; Fungi; Basidiomycota; Agaricomycetes; Russulales; Stereaceae. The record is from RefSeq and is a predicted model, not a curated record. Gene Ontology annotation, molecular function: antiporter activity. The coding region runs from base 18 to 1076 and encodes 352 amino acids. Gene Ontology annotation, biological process: protein O-linked glycosylation via fucose; GDP-fucose import into Golgi lumen.